Molecule: messenger RNA, 1653 nt
Organism: Grammomys surdaster
Lineage: Eukaryota; Metazoa; Chordata; Mammalia; Rodentia; Muridae
Product: intercellular adhesion molecule 5
Exons: 7
Coding region: 1-1653 (550 amino acids)
Biological process (GO): cell-cell adhesion
Cellular component (GO): membrane
Molecular function (GO): integrin binding
Source: RefSeq, a predicted model, not a curated record
AUGAAAAUGCUUCUGUUGGAUAUCUGGAUGCUUCUGGCCUUGAUUCCUUGUCCAGGGACCACAGAAGAGCUGUUUCAAGUGUCUGUUCAUCCAGCUCAGGCCCUGGUAGAGUUCGGACACUCCCUAACCGUCAACUGCAGUACCACCUGUCCAGACCCUGGGCCCAGUGGAAUUGAGACAUUCUUCAAGAAAACACAGCUAAGCAAAGGAUCCCAGUGGAAAGAGUUUCUCCUGGAGGACAUCACUGAGAACUCUGUGCUGCAAUGCUUCUUCUCUUGUGCAGGGGUGCAGAAGGACACAGCGCUCGACAUCAUCAUGUACCAGCCACCAGAGCAGGUGAUCCUGGACUUGCAGCCCGAGUGGGUGACUGUGGAUGAAAUCGCCACAGUGAAGUGUCAUGUGCCCAGUGUGGCACCCCUGCAGAGCCUCACCCUGACCCUCCUCCAGGGUGACCGAGAACUGCACAGAAAAGUCUUCCUGAGUUUAUCUUUGGUAUCCCAAAGAGCUGAGGUCACUGUCAAUGUCAGAGCCCACCGGGAGAAUGACAGGCACAAUUUCUCCUGCCGAGCAGAACUGGAUCUGAGCCCACAAGGUGGGGGGCUGUUUCAUGGCAGCUCAGCCACCAAGCAACUCCGGAUCUUUGAAUUCUCUCAGCAUCCCCAGAUCGGGGUGCGUUCGCUGCUGGAAGUUGGGAUGACUGAGCUUGUGAGCUGUGAGGUGACAAAGGUGUUUCCAGCCCAGGAAGCUGUCUUCCGAAUAUUCCUGGAAGACCAGGAGCUGAGCCCUUUCUCUUCCUGGAAGGAAGACGCAGCAUGGGCCAGUGCAACCAUGUGGGCCAUGGAGACAGGUGACCAGGAGCUGACCUGCCUUGUGUCUCUGGGUCCCGUGGAGCAGAAAGCAAGGAAACCAGUGUAUGUCUACAGUUUCCCUCCACCCAUCCUGGAGAUAGAAGAUGCUUACCCUCUGGCAGGGACAGACGUUAAUGUGACCUGCUCAGGUCAUGAGUUAACAUCACCUAUCCCUACUCUUCGGCUCCAGGGAUCCCUAAACCUCUCUGCUCCCGGGGAGCCUGCCUGGCUUCUGUUUACUGCCAGGGAGGAAGAUGAUGGCCGGACUCUCUCCUGUGAGGCCUCUUUGGAGGUACGGGGCCAGCGACUGGUCAAAACCACUGAGAUCCAGCUUCAUGUCUUAUACAAGCCAAGGUUUCAGGAAUCCGGCUGUCCUGGCAACCAGAUAUGGGAAGAAGGGAUGGAUCAGAUGCUUGCCUGCAUCCCAGAGGGAAACCCCAUCCCGGCUUUGGUGUGUACCUGGAAUGGGAUGAUCUUUGACCUUGAUGUACCUCAGAAGGCCACCCAGAACCACACGGGAACCUACUGCUGCACAGCAACCAACCCACUAGGCUCUGUCAGCAAAGACAUUGCUGUCAUUGUCCAAGGCCUGCAUGAGGGGAUCAGCUCCUCCACCAUCUUCAUCAUCAUCGUCUUCAGCCUGGGCAUGGCUGUGAUCACCAUAGCAGCAUAUCUGAACUACCACCCCUGCAAGAGAGGCAGUAGGAAACGGACAGACAGGCAGAAAGAGCAGAACAAAGGCGAGGAGAGCCGGUUCUCGGAUAUACAGGCUGAGGAGUGCAAAGCACACGCGCAUCUCUGCUGA